Molecule: messenger RNA, 1513 nt
Organism: Centropristis striata (black sea bass)
Lineage: Eukaryota; Metazoa; Chordata; Actinopteri; Perciformes; Serranidae
Exons: 12
Coding region: 5-1138 (377 amino acids)
Molecular function (GO): signaling receptor activity
Source: RefSeq, a predicted model, not a curated record
GACCAUGGUGUGUGUGUUGGUGUGUCUCCUGUUCCUCCUGACUGAGGUAUCUGCCUCUCAGUCGUCUUCAGGGACGGAGCGGGCGUCUCCCUGCCCGCCUCGCUGGCUCCUGUUGGGGGAGCGAUGCUUCGCUCUCUACCCCGUCUGGAGCUCCUGGAGCUCCGCUGAGUCUCUGUGCUCUCAGUCUGGAGGUCACCUGGCUUCACUUCACACACCUGAAGACAGGAAGUUUGUCCAUCAGCUCGCAAACACAAACACUUCUGUGUGGCUGGGUGGAUACCACACACACAAGAACAGCUCGUGGUUUUGGAGUGACGACCCUCCUUUGAGGAUCGAUGGCUGGACCAAUCAGAAGCAGGGAGAGACCGGAGGGGGCGGAGCUUGCAUGUCAAUCACACCAAAAAGUGGCGAGCUGCACGGCGCCCCCUGUGGAGAGCUCCGGUUCUACAUCUGCUCCACUAGAGCCAGCUCCUCCCUCAGCAACAAACCGGUCGAGUCAGGUCUGGUCUCUGGUGUGAGUCUGUUUGAUGUGGUGUGGAGUUUCAGCGACUCGUUGGCGGAGGAGAUUCUUCGCUCCUCCUCCUUCGUCGCUCGUCUUCGCUCCGGGCGGCUGACGCGGCGCUGCUACGAGCGCUUCGUCCAGCAGGAGGCGCUCUACCUGCAGCGCGUCAGCAGCACGCUGGAGGUCCUCAUGACUCGACCAGAGGGAGACCAGGACGUGAGGUCACUGCUGCAGGACACACACACACACUACAGCAGCAGGAACCAGAGCCUCCUGUCUUCACCUCCUCCUGAGUGGCUCCUCUCCUCCCUCCAGUCCCUCCACUCUGUGGUGCAGGAGGACCCGGUCUACCUGUUGGUGGCGCUGUCGGCCCGCUCCUGCCUCCGUCACUUCCUGUCCCGGGAGCUGCCGGCGCCGGGGGUCCAGGUUACCGCCGGCAACCCAGAGCAGGAGUGGAGAGGAGGUGCUCUGAUGGAGGUCACCUGGACCCACAGGUACAGGAAGGUGUUGGAGGCUCAUCAGGACCACGUGGACGUGUUCAGAGCCGUAAACGUCUUCAGAGAGCACAUGAUGAACCAGAAGAGCUUCUACAGAGCUCUAAACUGUGAUGACGAGGAGGAGGAGGAGGACAGGUGAUGAAGAUGCUGAUGAAGUAUUUUCCAGAAAGAAAAAGUCGACUGAAACGGAUCUCCAGCAGGAAUUAAUUUAAAGCACUUUGUGUUGUGAUGUUUACAUUGUUUACUGCAGCUACAACUCAGAAAAUGAUGCACUGUCCCUUUAACUUCACCAGGUUUAUACAAGAAACUUUCUCAAAAUAAUAAUUUAGUAUCUUUAAAUAGUGACAUUGACAAUGACAUUAUUUUGAGAUGUAUUCUCAUCAUAUAUGCAGCAUGAAUAUUACUUUUAUUUUAUUUUAUACUUUCCAAUAACUGGCGCUUUAUAUUCUGUGUUAUUGUUGUUUUGACGAUAAUCUGCCAUUAUAAAAACUGUAUAAAUAAAUCUGCCCUCUUC